Messenger RNA from Symbiodinium natans, 801 nucleotides. The record is from the annotation of a GenBank genome assembly. NCBI's taxonomy places the organism in Eukaryota, Dinophyceae, Suessiales, Symbiodiniaceae.
AUGGUUUUUAUAACCUCAAGUAUUACUGCCAUUUAUAAGCACGUCUGCCUCCAAGUGAAGUAUACGGCACCUUGGAGACAAGAAGGAGAUGUGUCCGCUGCCAGCAGGAGUGAUGCAUCGGAACAGGUCAGAAGCCUAGCUUGGUCAAGCUUCGCUUGCUUGGUUUUACAUGCGAAGCUUUACAUUGCUCAAGAAACCACGAUCUCCACUUCUCAGCUCGACGCCAGCCGGCAGGAACCACAGUCUCCGGAUACUGCAAAUGCAGAGACCAGGUCUGCGUCCGAUGGCAGCCGGCUACUGCGACUGCAGAUCGUUGACGGCACAGGCCAAGAGAGACGGCUUGACAUCCACGUCGAUCCCACGACCACUGUGGCUCAGCUCAAGGAUGGGAACUAUCUGGGAGUUGACUUUGCAGUCGGCUGGCGAUUACGCUGUGUUUUCCGUGGCCGCCUGCUGAGUGAGACCGAGCCGCUGGGAAGAUUGCCAAGCGGCGCCUUCCUACAAUGCUAUUUGCAAAGGCCUUCAACGGUCGAGAGCGCAGAUGGCAUCGACAUCGAUCCGCUCCUCGUUGCUUGGGCCAGGUUGGCUGGUGUUGGCCGGAACUCCUUCCCACCAGAGAAGUGGCAGGAUGUGGUGUUCCACUGCGCCUUCAUCAUUGGCCUGGCGGUGGCCUGGUCAGCAUACCUUGGCAGCCCGGAUGUCUUUGAUGCGUUCGGCCGGCUGGCGCUGCGCCUCAUCACCAUCUCCUGGGUCAGCUUCUCAGCGUUUCUCAGUUCUCAAGGUUUAGGGUUUAGGGUUUAG